AUGGAGAAUCAAAGCUACGUGGGGGAGAGCGGAGGGGAUGCCGCCACGCUACCCAUCGGCUACCUGCACACCAAUGGCCACAACCACCAUGACGCGCACCGAGAUGGAAACGGCAACGCCAACAACGGCCAGGUACAGCAUACGAAAGUCGACGUAAAGACGGUCCCCGAAGAGAGUGCAGCACCACUCAGAGAAAAAUGGGGUAAAAACAUCGAGUUCUUGCUAUCCUGCGUGGCCCUGUCGGUCGGAUUCGGCAACGUCUGGAGAUUUCCGUACACCGCCUACAACAAUGGAGGAGGUGCGUUCGUCAUACCGUACCUGAUUGUGCUGUUUAUUAUCGGACGACCAAUCUACUAUCUCGAGAUGGUGCUGGGCCAGUUCUCCAACCGGGGCUGCGUUAAGGUGUACGAUCUUGCACCGGUUAUGCGAGGUAUUGGCGUCGGGCAAACCAUCGCCAUCUUUACGGUGAUUACGUACUAUGCAGCUGUUUUGGCCAUCACCCUGCGGUACCUGGUCGCUUCGUUUAGUCCGGAGUUGCCCUGGAGCCAGUGCGAUUCCAAUUGGACGAACUGUAUCGACUCGGUCCUUAAAGGAAACUUCACGUUGGAUUCAAACGUAACGCAACCGAAAACGUCAGCGGAACUAUAUUUCAAGAAUACCAUCACACACAAAGUUGACUCAUUGGACAACGGUUUGGGAUACCCCGAUUGGAAGCUUACGAUCUGUCUCAUCGUUUCGUGGGUUUGCAUUAUUGCCAUCCUGAUCAAAGGCAUCAAAAGCUCAGGUAAAGUAUCCUACUUCCUGGCCAUCUUUCCCUACAUCAUCAUCGCCAUUCUGCUGGUCCGCUCGUUAACCCUUGAGGGUGCUUGGACCGGGAUCGCUUACUUCUUUAAGCCUCAAUGGGACAAACUUCUCACGAUCGAAGUCUGGUACGAGGCCGUCACGCAGUGCUUCUUCUCGCUGACCAUCUGCUUCGGUGGAUUGAUCGUUUACUCUUCGUUCAACAACUUCUCUAACAAUAUCUACCGACACGCCUUGAUUAUCACCUCGCUGGACACGGUCACCUCGCUCAUUGCGGGAUGCGUCGUUUUCGGGGUGAUCGGUCAUCUGGCGAAGGUUACAGGGCAAACCGACAUUUCCAAGGUGGUCCAGGGUGGCGCCGCUUUGACGUUCAUCACCUACCCGGACACGAUAGCAAAGUUCGACUUCAUACCGCAGUUCUUCUCGGUGCUGUUCUUCUUCAUGCUGUUCCUGCUCGGCAUUGGAACGCUGAUCGGUAUCGUUACCUCCGUCAUAACGGCCAUCCACGAUCAGCGGCCAGAUAUUACGCGGUGGAAAAUUGUCAUCGGAGUCGGUGUGGCCGGAUUUGCAAUCGGUUUGAUCUACAUCACACCGGGAGGUUUGAUCGUUCUGGAUGUGAUGGACAAGUAUGGUGCAACGUUGGUGACGCUAACGCUCGCGGUGUUUGAGCUGUUCACCUUCGCCUGGAUUUAUGGCGUUAAUCGCGUGUGCAAGGAUAUCGAGUUUAUGCUCGGUAUCGAAACGGGCAAGUUCUGGCGCAUCUGUUGGGGUAUUGUGACCCCGUUGAUAGUAUUCAUCAUCCUAGUGGUCAGUCUUAUUAAUUACGAACCGGUUGAUGCACCUUACAGCCUCAAUGCGAUCGGGUGGUGUCUGUAUGCGUUCGCAGUGCUCCAGCUGCCGUGCUGGGCCAUCUAUGCCUUGCUGCAGAAGCAUGGGCACACGUGGGUGGAAAGCUGCAAGGCUGUCCUGCGACCGAUGGUCGACUGGGGCCCGGAGGAUCCGACCAAGAAUGCCGAGUAUGCCGAAUUCAUCGAAGAAUACAACCAACAAAGUUCGUACCAGUCCGGCACGUUUAUCCAUAAACUGCUGAAAAAGAUUAUGGAGUAAAGCAGCUUUUACACCAAU
Molecule: messenger RNA, 1926 nt
Organism: Anopheles coustani
Lineage: Eukaryota; Metazoa; Arthropoda; Insecta; Diptera; Culicidae
Product: sodium-dependent nutrient amino acid transporter 1-like
Exons: 7
Coding region: 1-1908 (635 amino acids)
Biological process (GO): sodium ion transmembrane transport
Cellular component (GO): membrane
Molecular function (GO): L-amino acid transmembrane transporter activity
Source: RefSeq, a predicted model, not a curated record